AUGAGGACAACUGCUUGGAACUGUAGAGGACUAGGCAAUGACCUCGCAGUUCGACGUCUAAAGGAGAUUAAGAAGAAAUUCUCUCCGGACAUCAUUUGCCUUAUGGAAACAAAGCAGCAGGAUGAUGUAGUUAGGGAUGUUUGUGGUGAUCUUGGUUUUUCUAAUGUUGUAACUGUCCCUCCUGCUGGUCUAAGUGGUGGUAUAGCUCUCAUGUGGAGUAGUUGUGUUUCUGUUUCAGUCAUCUCUCUUUCUCCAAACCUUGUAGAUACGUAUGUUGAAAUUAAUGGAUUUGGUUUCUACUUGUCUUGUGUGUAUGGUAACCCAAAUCCUAUCUUUCGCCAUCUGGUUUGGGAAAGACUUGAGAGACUUGCUGCUUCCAGAACUGGUCCUUGGAUGGCCAUUGGUGAUUUUAAUGAGAUUAAGAGUAAUGCUGAGAAGAGAGGAGGUCCUCCUCGCUCUGAGAAUUCUUUCAUUGAUUUCAGAAAUAUGCUUCAUACAUGUGAUUUCCAUGAUCUCAAGUAUACUGGUGAUCCAUUUAGUUGGGUUGGAAAGAGACAUUCUCAUGAUGUGGCUUGCUGUUUGGACAGAACAUUGGUUAAUAAUGAGUGGAUUGCGCAGUAUCCGGCUUCUCAUGCUGAAUUUUUAGAGUUGAUUGAAUCUGAUCAUCGUCCUCUUGUUACUACCAUCACUAAUGAUUUUGUGCCCCAUCAAGGUCAGUUCUGUUUUGAUAAAAGAUUGGUUGACAAAGAUGGGUUUAAAGCUGCUCCGAGGGUUACUUCUGCUAUUAAUUCUGACCUUACUAGGAAGGUUUCUGAGGAUGAGAUCAAAAGGGCUGUUUUCUCUAUAGGUGCUACUAAGGCUCCUGGUCCUGAUGGCUUCACUGGUGCUUUUUAUCAAACCUAUUGGGAUGAUAUUAAAUCUGAUCUUAUGUUGGCUGUGAGAGGUUUCUUUGAAGAAGGUAGAUUUGAUACUUAUAUGAAUCAUACAAAUAUUUGUUUGAUCCCCAAGAUUGAUGGUGCUCGCCAGUUAUGUGAUUUUCGCCCCAUUGCUCUUUGUAAUGUAAGCUACAAGAUCAUCUCUAAGAUUCUAGUGGAGCGUUUAAAAACUCACCUUGCUAGUCUUAUCUCGGAGGAACAGGCUGCUUUUAUUCCUGGUCGUGUCAUCACUGAUAAUGUUCUUAUAGCUCAUGAGCUCAUCCAUGCUUUGAAAGUCAAGAAGAGAUGCUCUAACUCUUUUAUGGCCAUAAAAACUGAUAUUACCAAAGCUUAUGAUCGUCUUGAAUGGGAUUUUCUCCAAGAAACUAUGUGUAAAUUUGGUUUUGAUGCCAAAUGGGUUGAAUGGAUCAUGAUUUGUGUCAGAACUACCUCUUAUUCAGUCAAUAUAAAUGGUGCUCCCAAGGGUUUUAUUAAACCAGAAAGAGGUAUUCGUCAAGGUGACCCGCUGUCUCCCUAUCUAUUUAUUCUUUGUGCUGAGGUCUUAAGUCACAUGUUGAAGAGAGCUGAAGAUAAUGGUUCGCUAAAAGGAAUAAAGAUCAGUAAUGGGAGUCCUGCUAUUAGCCACUUACUAUUUGCAGAUGAUUCUCUCUUUUUUUGUCAAGCUAAUAUGAAUUCAGUUUCUGUGAUUUCUGACAUUUUGCAUCAGUAUGAGCAAGCUUCUGGGCAGAGAGUUAACAAGAGUAAGUCUGCUAUUACUUUUGGUAAAAGAGUCUCGACUUCGACUAGAAAUCUGAUGCGUCGGUGUCUUCAAAUUUUUAACGAUGGAGGUUGUAGUAAAUAUCUUGGUUUACCUGAGCAAUUUGGUAGAAAAAAGGUGGAGUUAUUCCAGUUUAUUGUUGAGAAAGUGAGACAAACUACUAAAGGCUGGAGUAAUAAGUUUCUUUCUCAUGGUGGUAAGGAGAUUCUGCUUAAGUCUAUUGCUCUUGCGAUGCCUGUUUAUACUAUGAACUGCUUCAAGCUUCCAAAGAGUAUUUGUGAGGACAUUGAUCGUAUUAUGGCUGAUUAUUGGUGGAAUUCUCAAGAUCAUCGGAAAUCAGUCCAUUGGGUGGCUUGGAACCGAUUGAAGUAUUCAAAAAAUGAGGGAGGUCUUGGUUUUCGGGACAUUGAAAAGUUCAAUGAUGCUUUGCUUGCAAAACAGGUCUGGAGAAUUCUUCAAUUUCCCGAUUGUCUUAUGGCUCGUACUUUCCGGGGACGAUACUUUGCUAAUUCUAAUAUUCUCACUGCAUCUAGAGGCACUCAACCUUCUUUUGCUUGGCAAUCUAUCCUUCAUGGUCAACAAUUAUUAAAGUCUGGUUUGCGUUUUACUGUUGGAGAUGGUUCUUUGAUUCAAACUUGGCUUGAUCCGUGGCUGCCUAUCCACCCUCCUCGCCCUCCUAGGAGACUUGAUAAUAACAGUGAGGUCCAUCAUCCGUUAAAUCAGUUUUUUCUCCCAGAUAAGUCAGGUUGGAAUAUUAGAUUGUUGAGAGAACUGGUUCACCCUGAUGAUAUUCCUACUAUCCUCUCUAUCAAAAUUAGCCCUUAUCAGAGUAAUGAUUUUAUUGGUUGGCAUUAUUCGGACAAUGGGAUUUAUUCGGUUAAGACUGGGUAUUGGCUGGCUUCUCACCUUCCGGAUGCUAUCUGGAGAGAUAGACCUCCUCAUGGUGAUCCAAAUUUAAAAAGGGAUAUUUGGAAAACUCACACUGCUCCUAAGAUUAAGCAUUUCUUGUGGCCUAGACAAGAGGCAGAGGAAUGGUUUUCUGUUGAAAGUUCUCUUAUUCAUACGCCUUCUGCUGGUUCUGGUGCUUAUUUGACUAAUCCUCCCAAUCGUGGUUGGUGUAAACCAGUUUUGAACUGGGUAAAGUGUAAUUACGAUAGUGGUUUCAUUGACAAUCGUAUUCAAGCUUCUAUGGGUUGGUUGUUUAGAGAUGAUUCUGGUUCUUUCAUUGAAGCUGCUCAAGCUACAGGUCUCCCGGUUCCCUCUAUUAUUGCAGCUGAGUGUCAAGGUUUGGUUUGUGCAAUGAAGCAUGCCUGGUUGCGCGGUUUUAAUAAAGUAGUUUUUGAAGGAGAUAAUCAAGUUCUUGUUCGUCUCUUAACUGGUUCUGCUGUUCGCUAUGAUCUUCUCAAUUGGAUUCAUGAGAUCAAAGGUUUGGCUACUCUAUUCGAAGCUGUGGAGUUUACUUGGACUCCAAGAAGUAACAAUAUCCCGGCAGAUAUUUUAGCUUCUACUCAACAUUCUGCUUUAAACAAAGGAAAGCCCGGCUCCAAUCCAAGUUGUUCAAGAAUGGUGGCCUUGAGUUUCUCGACCCUUUGA
Capsella rubella is the source of this 3285-nucleotide messenger RNA. RefSeq lists its product as uncharacterized. Gene Ontology annotation, molecular function: RNA-DNA hybrid ribonuclease activity; nucleic acid binding. Lineage: Eukaryota; Viridiplantae; Streptophyta; Magnoliopsida; Brassicales; Brassicaceae. The coding region runs from base 1 to 3285 and encodes 1094 amino acids. The transcript has 4 exons. The record is from RefSeq and is a predicted model, not a curated record.